AAUAAGUGACCCCCGUCCCCAUUCCUCCCUGGCACAGUGCUUGGCACAGAGUAAGCGCGUAACAAAUCCCAUCAUCAUUAUUAUCUGAGUCCUCCGUCCUCCCGGUCUCCAUGGAGUCCCCAUCCUCGGCCGGAGCCCCCGCCGGGGGGAUGAGGGAGGAUGGGCAUCCCCCCCGCAGCCGGCGGGAUCCUCGAUGAGCCCCCGCCCUCCGCCUCUUCUCCGGGAGGCUGGGCAGCGCCUGGUCCUGUCCGCUCCCCUCCCCACCCUGCCCCGAAAGCUCCGCGCCCGUCCCGCCUGCCCAGGCCUCGCCCACACCCUGCAGUGCCAAAUACAGAACUAUGAUAGCAACUGGCGGAGUGAUAACGGGCCUGGCAGCCUUAAAGAGGCAAGACUCUGCCCGAUCCCAGCAACAUGUCAACCUCACGCCUGCACCCGCCGCACAAGAGAAAAAGCCGGUCCGACGUCGGCCCAGAGCCGAUGUAGUUGUGGUUCGGGGGAAGAUCCGACUCUACUCUCCCUCUGGAUUCUUCCUCAUCCUGGGAGUGCUCAUCUCUAUGCUCGGGAUCGCAAUGGCUGUCCUGGGCUACUGGCCCCAGAGAGAACACUUGAUUGGUGCAGAAGCCAGACUGUCCACCAAUCAGACCCGAGUCAUCCGAAGCCAAGGGGGUGUUGUGGUUCACUUCUUUGAGCAGCACCUACACUCGGACAAGAUGAAAAUGCUUGGCCCUUUCACCAUGGGCAUAGGCAUUUUUAUUUUCAUCUGUGCCAAUGCCAUUCUGCAUGAGAAUCGCGACAAGGAAACCAAAAUCAUACACAUGAGAGACAUCUAUUCCACUGUCAUAGACAUCCACUCAUUGAGAAUCAAAGAACAAAGGCACAUGAAUGGAGCCUACACCGGGUUAAUGGACACUGAAGUCAAACAGGAUGGGAACUCCUGUGCCGCAAGGUUGGCGGCCAACACGAUUGCCUCUUUCUCAGGGCUCGGGGGCACGUUUCACCCAGACAGUUCGGCCGGAGAUGAGGAGCUGGCUCUCAAUGAAAACAGGGGCAUCGGGCAUCCGAUACCACCCUUGCUGUCAGAGAGCUCUGUCUCUAUCUUUGGCCUUUAUUCUCCCCACAACAAGGCAACAGAUGACAAAAGCAGCGGAUUGAAAAAAUGUGAAACCAAGUCCAUUGUCUCCUCCUCCAUCAGUGCUUUCACAUUGCCCGUGAUCAAACUCAAUAACUGCGUCAUCGACGAACCCAGCAUCGACAACAUAACUGAAGACUCAGAGUUCCAUAGGAGCUGCGCUCGAAAUUUGUCAAUGGAUUCGCUGGCCGUUCCCGUGCCCGAUAUCAAUGAAUCCUACGAGCCCGCCAACACUGUUCUUUCCAGAAACAACUCAGUUGGUGGCUCUCCUGCCUGCCAAUAUAAAUCCUCCAUGGCGCUAGGACCUAGCACUGGGGAGUUAUUGUCACCCAGCACAGCUCGGAAACAGUUUGGGUCCAACACAUCUCUACAUCUGCUCUCUUCACACUCAAAAUCCUUAGACUUAGAUCGGGGUCCUUCCACCCUGACGGUACAGGCUGAACAGAGGAAGCAUCCGAGUUGGCCAAGGUUGGAUCGCAGCAACAGCAAGGGGUAUAUGAAACUGGAGAACAAAGAGGAUCCAAUGGAUAGGUUACUGGUGCCACAGGUCUCCAUCAAAAAGGACUUCACCAAUAAGGAGAAACUUCUUAUGAUAUCGAGGUCUCACAACAACUUGAGUUUUGAACAUGAUGAAUUUUUGAGUAACAAUCUAAAGCGAGGGACUUCAGAAACAAGAUUUUAGUGUACAAAAUAAAGUUUUACAAGGUAUCGUAUUUUAAAAUCAUUGGCACGAGAGGUUCUUUGUCAAAGUUAUGGUUGUAAGCCAGUUUUAACCAAAUGGUUACUGCAUAUGUGAAUUGGUUUCUCUGAGCAGAGAUACUGAUUUCCAUAAGGAAAGAGAUUUGACGUCUCAGUAACAUACAACUGUAACACCAAAAGAACAUUAUCAUGACCCAGUAACUUUUGGUUUCUAUGAAAGCAUGAUCUUUUUUACCCCUGUAAGGCAAGAAACCUGCCUCCAAAUUAAAGCUCACCUCUGCUUCUGUUUUCAGUUCUUUCUUGUUUGCCACAUUCUAAAGAUGAGGCUUCAGAACUAGAAAAACAAAGGACCUGAGAUUAGACUGGAAUGAUCAGUUCCAGGCCCAUAGACAAGAUCUAUUUUUGUACAGACAGGAAACUUGAAAACCUAAGGAGGUCAUUUUCAGAAAAAUUGUUUACAUGAAGGGCUGGGAUGGGUUAAAAAAAAGACGGAGCAAAUUAGGUAUCGUGUUAUGUGUGAAUUCAUUGCAAUUGGUCAAGGUAUAUACUAAUGUUGUAAACUCUCUCCACUCUGCUUUAUGCCUUUGUCUUUCCAAUUCCAUGAUAUUUUAGUGGAGCAAGUGGAAGAAAUUAUAUACUCCCAUGCUGUGGUUCAGAAAUGCAGAUAGCUUUAAGGACAAAUAGCAAAGCUUGUCAGAAGAUUGCAACUUUAGAAACUCAAAAAGACAAUGUAUUCAAAUGGACUAAACUACAAAUGAGAAAAUGUGACUGGAAAUAGAUUUCCAUCAUCUGAAAUUAACUCCUCAAGCCAAGAGAAAGUUUUCAAAUAUUCCAUACUCUUUGCAAAGGACAGAGGUCUUAGUUUCAUAUUAACCAAUCUGUUCCACUGUUCAGCUUGGGGCACCCACUCUGUAUUUUUGAAAUUCCUGCCUUCUGAGGUAUUAAUGAGUUUGACUGUUUCUUUUCUUUUUUAGCUUUGCCUAAACCUAACUAGAUGCCUCAGUAAAAAUUUAGCCCCAUUUUAAAUUGCCUUGAAGUUCAGCUUUUAAAUAACUCUUAGCAAAGCAAAACCCUAUGAAGCUUUUAGCAGAAAAAGUUAUAGAAUUGCAGUUGUUGGCUGUCGCAAAGGAAAUCAAUGAUAAAAUAGAUAGGUCUACUGGAAAAUUUUCUCAUUUUCCAAAAGACAUUCAAGUGAUCAUUCAUAUGCUGUGUUUAAUAUUCAUAUUUAGCUGAAAUACUCAGGAAUUGUUUUUCAUGGCUUUUCCCAAAAAUAGCCAAAUGUUAAAAUGUUAAUAUGCCACAGUUGUUUAUGAAGAAUGGAAGACAGAAAUAUUUCUAUUUCCAGCUCCAUACAUGUCCACACAGUGAUAUUUGCUCAGUGAAUCAAGGCAUAGUGCAUUUGUUAGAACCUCAAUCUUCUCGAUUGUAUCAGACUGGGCUAACUAUUUUGCUAUGAAGCUUUUAUUACAUUUCUGGUUCGUGUUCUUAAUACAUUUGCUAUUUUUUGAAAUAAAAUUAA
Tachyglossus aculeatus (Australian echidna) is the source of this 3347-nucleotide messenger RNA. It is a transcript of the gene TMEM200A, whose product is annotated as transmembrane protein 200A. NCBI's taxonomy places the organism in Eukaryota, Metazoa, Chordata, Mammalia, Monotremata, Tachyglossidae. The record is from RefSeq and is a predicted model, not a curated record. The coding region runs from base 339 to 1811 and encodes 490 amino acids. The transcript has 2 exons.